AUACACACACACACACACAUAGAGAGAGAGAUGUGGCGGUGCGUGUCACGUGCGAUUCGCAUUCCUUCCCGGAGAUCCACCUCCGGCGACUUUCUUUCACGCAGAUUCUUCUCUUCUGAAUCGAAUGUGGGGCGGUCAGCAUAUACAAUAGUUGAUCAUACAUACGACGCGGUUGUGGUUGGAGCAGGAGGUGCUGGUCUCAGAGCUGCGAUAGGGCUAUCUGAGCAUGGAUUUAAUACUGCUUGCAUUACCAAGUUGUUCCCAACACGCUCUCACACUGUUGCAGCGCAGGGUGGUAUAAAUGCUGCAUUAGGAAAUAUGACCGAGGAUGACUGGAGGUGGCACAUGUAUGACACAGUUAAGGGAAGUGAUUGGCUAGGUGACCAAGAUGCUAUCCAGUAUAUGUGUAGAGAAGCACCAAAAGCAGUUAUUGAGCUUGAAAAUUAUGGUUUGCCAUUUUCUCGAACUGAAGAGGGAAAGAUAUACCAACGUGCAUUUGGUGGUCAGAGUCUCGACUUUGGCAAAGGGGGCCAAGCUUAUCGUUGCGCCUGUGCUGCUGAUAGAACCGGGCAUGCAUUGUUGCAUACAUUAUAUGGACAGGCCAUGAAACACAAUACACAGUUCUUUGUAGAAUAUUUUGCUUUGGAUCUACUCAUGGGUAGUGAUGGUAGCUGCCAAGGUGUUAUUGCGCUGAACAUGGAGGAUGGGACACUACAUCGGUUCCGCUCUUCGUCAACAAUCUUGGCAACGGGGGGUUAUGGUAGAGCAUAUUUCUCAGCAACCUCUGCUCAUACUUGCACAGGAGAUGGAAAUGCUAUGGUUGCACGUGCAGGCCUUCCUCUUGAGGAUCUUGAGUUUGUACAAUUUCAUCCAACUGGUAUAUACGGUGCUGGGUGCCUCAUUACUGAAGGAUCUCGCGGUGAAGGUGGUAUUCUAAGGAAUAGUGAAGGCGAAAGAUUUAUGGAACGAUAUGCCCCUACAGCAAAGGAUCUUGCAUCAAGAGAUGUUGUUUCAAGAUCUAUGACCAUGGAAAUCCGAGAAGGUCGUGGUGUAGGGCCAAUGAAGGACCACAUUUAUCUUCACUUGAAUCACCUACCACCAGAGGUUCUCAAGGAGAGGCUUCCAGGGAUCUCUGAAACUGCUGCCAUCUUUGCCGGCGUUGAUGUUACAAAGGAGCCAAUUCCAGUUUUACCCACUGUGCAUUAUAAUAUGGGCGGGAUCCCAACUAAUUACCAUGGGGAGGUUGUUACCAUCAAGGGGAACGAUCCUGAUGCUAUUAUUCCCGGACUUAUGGCUGCUGGAGAGGCAGCCUGUGCCUCCGUUCAUGGUGCCAAUCGGCUUGGUGCAAAUUCUCUUCUUGAUAUUGUUGUUUUUGGUCGAGCCUGUGCAAAUAGAGUUGCAGAGAUCCAUAGACCAGGGGAAAAACAAAAACCUUUGGAAAAGGGUGCUGGAGAGAAGACUAUUGCAUGGUUAGACAAGAUCAGGAAUUCAAAUGGUUCACUUGCUACCUCCAAGAUCAGGUUGAAUAUGCAGCGAAUCAUGCAAAACAAUGCUGCUGUAUUUCGCACACAGGAGACGUUAGAAGAAGGUUGCAAUCUGAUUGACAAAGCAUGGGAGAGCUAUCAUGAUGUUAAACUGAAAGACCGAAGCUUGAUAUGGAACUCGGACUUGUUAGAGACCAUAGAGUUGGAAAACCUCUUGAUUAAUGCAUGUAUCACCAUGCAUUCAGCUGAAGCUAGGAAGGAGAGCAGAGGAGCUCAUGCCCGUGAAGAUUUUUCGAAAAGAGAUGAUGAGAAAUGGAUGAAACACACACUGGGAUACUGGGAGAACGAGAAGGUACGACUAGACUACAGGCCGGUUCACAUGAAUACUCUCGAUGAUGAGGUCGAGACUUUCCCACCCAAGGCCCGUGUAUACUAAAACCCCCAUCUCACAAGAAUCCUGCCGACAGCAUACAAACAAGCUUUGGAGUAAAGAAGGCCUGGGCCCAAACCAUCCAAGCCCGUUUAAGAAAAAGAGCCUGUACUUUUUUUGGAGAGCGGAUGAUUGGCCCAGUAGGGUUUUUCUAAGGCUGGGCUUUUUCAUACUUUUGGGCUUUCGAAAAAAAUGGCCUGAUCGGGCUCUAAGGCAUGAUUGGGAUUCGGUACCGUGUUUGUGCUUCUCCGUCUUCUUUUGUAUCGUCGUCUUCCAUCAUUCAUGAGAUAUUUACGUAACAUGGGCUUCAUUUUGGUACUUGUGAAGUCUUUUACUCGAUUGGAUGAUAAAGUUGUGAUUAAUUGGUGUUAGUUUGGUA
Messenger RNA from Cynara cardunculus var. scolymus (artichoke), 2293 nucleotides. Its product is annotated as succinate dehydrogenase [ubiquinone] flavoprotein subunit 1, mitochondrial-like. The record is from RefSeq and is a predicted model, not a curated record. Gene Ontology annotation, molecular function: flavin adenine dinucleotide binding; electron transfer activity; succinate dehydrogenase (quinone) activity. The coding region runs from base 31 to 1920 and encodes 629 amino acids. NCBI's taxonomy places the organism in Eukaryota, Viridiplantae, Streptophyta, Magnoliopsida, Asterales, Asteraceae. Gene Ontology annotation, biological process: mitochondrial electron transport, succinate to ubiquinone; tricarboxylic acid cycle. The transcript is spliced from 17 exons.